GUCGUUUGUGAAUUAUGAUUUGAUCGAGAACAUGGCGACGCAGCAGCAGCAUCGUGGGGAGGAGGUGGAGAAAGCUUUGGUGCUAUGGAACAUCAGCAACUGUCCGAUUCCAGAUGGUUAAGAUCCUUUCAUGGUGGUUGAUAGAAUACAAACGGCGCUAGGCCUCGUCCGCCGCUAUGGUGAGAUCUCCAUGACUGCCAUUGGCAACAACCUAACACAGAUCCCUGGUGGUGAAGAUGUCUUGGGGAAGCUCUCUUCCGUUGGAAUCUCUCUCAAAAACACUCAUAAUUAUCAAAUGGAUUUGAAUCUGUGGGCCCGUAGGAAUCGUCCUCCGGCUACUAUGAUGGUCAUAGACGGUCAUGAGCAACUGAGAUGUUUAGCUCCUGCACUUUACGACCUUGAAGAUGGUGGAUACACAAUUCUUAUUGCAUAUCCUCAGCCUCACCUAGCCACACCCUUUCCUCGUACCUUCACUAACCAGUGGUUUUGGGAUGCCUUACUCUCAUAUAAACUGGAGCCAACAUCAACAACAAUCCUUGUUAACAAGUGCAAUGAUUAUCCCUGGUCUUGCUCAGUAUGCUUUGUUGCUGCCCCAAGCUUUGAAGAUUUCACCACCCAUCUCAAGUCUGUACAACAUGAAUUUCGUGAAUGGGACAGGCAUGCUAGUAAAUACAACCUUGAUCGUACUAACCGUAAUAACUUGCCGUUUGGUCGAUCACAGGAGUUGGACUUGCUGCUUAGUCAAGAUAUGCUUAGAUGUCAAGAGAUUCUUAGUCAAAAGGGCCGGCGAUGUGGUGGUGGCUUUAGGCCUCAAUUCAGAUCUAACAGUCAAUCCAACUCAAGUUGACUUUUCUUUUCCUUUUACAUUCCAUCUAAUGUAACAUGUAUAUCAUGGUUUUUUUUUUGGAUUUACUGACUUGAGAGUUUCGCUCCCUUAAGUAUUGAAGGAACACAUCUGCUCUUUCCUCAUGCUUA
This is a messenger RNA of Brassica napus (rape), 975 nucleotides long. RefSeq lists its product as uncharacterized. NCBI's taxonomy places the organism in Eukaryota, Viridiplantae, Streptophyta, Magnoliopsida, Brassicales, Brassicaceae. The record is from RefSeq and is a predicted model, not a curated record. Gene Ontology annotation, cellular component: peroxisome. Bases 131 to 847 code for a protein of 238 amino acids. The transcript is spliced from 4 exons. Gene Ontology annotation, biological process: regulation of gene expression.